AUGGCGAGCAAAGAGUUGUCGCCGGAAGAAAAACUCGCCUUGAUCAAAGACCAAUUGCAGGAGGUUCUACAUGAAGACAUCCUCGAAAAUGUCAUUCUGAAAGAGCAGAGACCGUUGAUAAUCUACUGGGGUACGGCCACGACUGGAAGACCACACUGCGGCUACUUUGUGCCAAUGAUGAAGAUCGCACAUUUCCUUCGAGCAGGCUGCCGGGUCAAGAUUCUCCUUGCGGACAUUCACGGGUUUCUCGACAACUUGAAAGCGCCAAUUGAACUGGUCAAAUUCCGGGCGGAAUACUACAAAUACAUUAUUCAAUCCCUCCUCAAGGCCGUGGGUGUGAGCUUGGAGAAACUGGAGUUUGUUCUCGGGUCAUCCUACCAAUUAAGUGCAGAUUAUACCAUGGAUGUCUUUCGACUGAGUUCCGUGGUCACCGAACACGAUGCCAAGAAGGCCGGCGCUGAGGUGGUUAAACAGGUUGAGAACGCCACGUUAUCUGGACUGAUCUAUCCCUUGAUGCAAGCACUGGAUGAGCAGCAUUUGGGUGUUGAUGCACAAUUUGGCGGAGUUGAUCAACGGAAAAUCUUUGCUCUGGCCCAAGAGGCUCUUCCCAAGAUUGGGUACAAAGAACGUGCACACUUGAUGAACCCCAUGGUACCCGGUUUGGCUGGAGGCAAGAUGUCCGCAUCAGACCCUGACUCGAAAAUUGACAUUCUCGACACAGCAGAGGUUGUCAAAAAGAAGCUUCGCAAAGCCUAUGCAGCUGCAGGAGAAGUUGAAGGAAACGGCAUAAUAUCCUUCGUCGAGUAUGUGUUGCUGCCCAUUAGCUCUCUGCGGGAUCCAGAGGGCAAAGGCACGUUCGUGUGCGAGAGGAGGGAAGGGGAAGGAGAGCCGUUAGUUUACCAUAAUAUUGAGGCCUUGAAGGACGACUAUCGAGCCGACAGGCUCACUCCACAGCUACUCAAGGCUGGCGCUACUGCGGCUCUUGUAGAGUUGCUCGCUCCCAUCCAAGCCGAAUUCCAGGCGUCCCCAGAAUGGCAAGAAAUUGAAAAGAAAGCCUAUCCCCCUCCUGAGCCUGUGAAAAAGAAGAAGCAACCCAAGGACAAAGGCACGAGAUACCCUGGUGCCGCAAAUAUCAGCGCCAAACCAGAUGGUUCAAUUGAAGGCAAGGGGAAGGAAGAGGUGGAGGUGGGAAAGACUGCAGAGCAAGCCAUAUCGAACCUGGAUAUCAACGGCCAACCUUCAUGA
Messenger RNA from Fonsecaea nubica, 1245 nucleotides. RefSeq lists its product as hypothetical. NCBI's taxonomy places the organism in Eukaryota, Fungi, Ascomycota, Eurotiomycetes, Chaetothyriales, Herpotrichiellaceae. The coding region runs from base 1 to 1245 and encodes 414 amino acids. The transcript has a single exon. Gene Ontology annotation, molecular function: ATP binding; tyrosine-tRNA ligase activity. The record is from RefSeq and is a predicted model, not a curated record. Gene Ontology annotation, biological process: tyrosyl-tRNA aminoacylation.